This is a messenger RNA of Babesia microti strain RI, 306 nucleotides long. RefSeq lists its product as hypothetical. The transcript is spliced from 3 exons. The record is from RefSeq and is a predicted model, not a curated record. Lineage: Eukaryota; Apicomplexa; Aconoidasida; Piroplasmida; Babesiidae. The coding region runs from base 1 to 306 and encodes 101 amino acids.
AUGACCACCGAUAACAUUAUUAUCGUGGAUAGUAAGACAUCCAUUCACGAUGUUGUUGAAGAGAUAAAUUGUUUGAUUGCAAAUGGAAGUGAAAAUUUAAUUGCAGAAAUACAUUCACCGCUAAAGUGUGUUGUUAAAGCAAUAUCUAUUGUUGAGAUUGUAAAGAGGGUUAAUACCGGUGUAAAUGUGGAGAUAAAAAAUUCGAAUUUUUUAAAUGGGGAGUGCAAUGGCUCCAAGAGGAGAGGAAUUGCUACCGUGAUCAUAAAAUUGGAGAGAUCUGGAAAUUGUGUACAUGUAACAAAAUAG